AUGGAUAAAUUCAAUUCGAUGCCUAGCAAUAAAUUUUCAGCCUCUGAGACAACUGAUGUUUGUCAUAACUUUCAGGCAACAAGCUUCAAGCGUAGCUUUUAUUUUAGAUUCAUUACGAUAAUGAAUAUGUUUCUAGACAUUAUCAUGGACGUCAUCGACGCGCUCCCGGUGUUCCUGUACCGGGAGGUGGUGGUCGGCGCCAGCGCCGGCGCCAAGGAGCCCUUCGACUGCGCGGUGUGCCUGUGCGAGUUCGCCGGCAAGGACCGGCUGCGGCUCCUGCCACUGUGCGGGCACGCGUUCCACAUCGAUUGCAUCGACACCUGGCUGCUCUCCAACUCCACGUGCCCGCGGUGCCGGUGCGCGCUCGGCGCCGACGCCGACGCGCUGUUCGUCGACGGGUUCGACGAGGAAGGAGGCAGGUGGAAGCACGAGGACGCCGUGCUCCCCGUGCGCCUCGACAAGUUCAAGAACCUGUCCAGGGCGGCGCCUGGCCCCAUCCACGACGGCGCCGGCAUUGUUACCAGGGAGGACGGCGAGACGAGCAGCAGCAGCCUGGACGCCAGGCGGUGCUACUCCAUGGGCUCCUACCAGUACGUCCUCGCCGAGGCCGGCCUCCAGGUGUCCGUCCACAGGAGGCACGGCGACGGCCAUGCCCCGGCCGGGGCGAGGCUCAGAGGUCUCGGCUCCAACCCCGCAGGCACCGAGACCGACAGCGGCGCCGGUACCGAGGGGAAGAGGAUCGGCACGGGCAGCAAAGGCGACGGCUUCUCGGUGUCUAAGAUUUGGCAGUGGCCGCGGAACGGCAAGGGGAAGCUUCCCGUACUCGCGUCACGGGGGGAGCGGCGUGGGGAAGGCCAGCGCUGGGGAUGGAGGAGAGGGCCGAUCCGUUUUUAG
Messenger RNA from Miscanthus lutarioriparius, 894 nucleotides. NCBI's taxonomy places the organism in Eukaryota, Viridiplantae, Streptophyta, Magnoliopsida, Poales, Poaceae. The record is from the annotation of a GenBank genome assembly.